GGUCCCACGGUAUAUUUUAUCGACAAUUCCGCUGUCACACUGCUUUCGUGGUUUUUUAUAAAUGAUUUAAAUUGUCACUAAUUCCGAACGCAUACAAAAAGUUAACCUACACGUAAAGGAGAUCCCUGAGAAGAACCCCCACGUAGCUGCAUCAAGGCAAGAUAUGCAAAUAUGGAUUUUCACAUACUGAUCGUCAUUGGUUGUGUGAUCAGCGCCUCCCUGCUCUCCUUCCUGUUCAUCAAUAAGAUAUUCAGGCGCAAGACCUUCGAGGAGGUUGUCGCCGAGAAGCGCGCCCUCAGCGCCAAUCUGUACAAGGCCGGCGGCGGUGCAGCGGCCAGCAAGAAGCCCAAGAAGAAGGAACUGAAGCGCGAGAAGAAACAGAGACAGAGGGAGCAGCAGCGAGAUGCCAGCCACGACCCCGAGGAGGACUACUCCGAUGGCCAGCAGUCCGAAGAGCAGGGUUCUGUAGACGAGGGGCCCGGCUUGUCCAAGCAGCAUGUGGAAUUCGAGCCCGAUGCAGAGAUCAUGAACGAGCAGCGUAGGUCCAGCAAUGCUGCCGAAAAGGAGAACGUUCCCCUGGGCAAGAAGAGCAAGAAGGAGAAGCGGAAUGCUGGCAAGAGCGGAGCCGCAGCAGCAACCGCUCCUGUCGCUGGCAUUUUGGUCAAUAAAAAUGAGCCGGUGGCCGUCAAGCCGCUCACUGCAGAAGAGACUCCCACGCUGAACAGCUUCGAUGUUCGUGCACCCAAGGAUGUGGUCGAAUUGAAGAAGCAGGAGCAGAAGGAACGCAAAGAGGACAACAACAACAAGCAGCAGGCACAGAAGAAGAACGGAUCCGGCAACGUGGCCAAGAAGGAGAAGCCAUUAGUCACAGCAGGUGUACCACCCACUGCCACUGUCUCUGACCAGGAGCCACCGUCCGUGCCCAAGCAGAUACUGAAGCAGCAGCAACAGCAGAACGGCUCACCCAAGACCCAGAACAACCAAGUGAACAACAAGACCAAACAGCAACAUCAGCAGCAGCAGCACAAGAAGCAAAAGGAGUCGCUGACGGCCAAGGAACUGGCACAGGCAUUGGAGAAACUGGCCGAGCAUCAGAACCAGACGAUUGGUGUGUCCGCCCUCAUGAAUGUCUUCUCCCGGGCCGAGUUGAAUCGUUCCGAGAUUCAGAUUUUGAUCGAUUAUCUGCUAAACAAGCAGCAGGAUAUGCCCGCAUCGCAUGCCGAGUGGUCGGAUGAUAUUUGCCAGAAGUUGAAGCGCCAGCUGGAGGAAAAGGAGAAGCUGCUCGCCGAGGAGCAGGAGGCCUCCAUUGGCAUUCAGGCCAAGCUGCGCGAACUGCGCCAAGAGGUCAACACGGAGCGCGCCCAGAUGCAUGGACGCAUUCAGGCCUACAACGAUAAGCUGCAGGGCAAGGAGCAGGAGUUGUCUGCCGUCAACCAGGAGUUGUCCAGUCUCAAUGAUAAGUUGACCCUUGAACGCCAGCAGUUCCAGACCUUGCUGAGGGAAAAGCAGGCCACUUCGCAGGACUUGGUGCCCCAGUUGCAGCGCCUGCAGCAGGAUUUGGCACACAAGGAGAAGUGCUUGGCCGAUAUGACUGCCUUCGUGAGCGCCGAGACGCAGCAAAAGAACGAGUUGAUCCAGCAGCAGGCCCAGCAGCUGCUGGCCCUCGAGCAGCAGCGCGACGAACUGGAGGCGCGCCAAAACAACAGCAUCUUUGAGCUGGAGCAGCGCAAGCACCUGGACGCUGAGAAUGGCGAGCUUAAGGUGGAGCUGCGCAAUCUCCACAAUGCGCUAGAAUCGGCCAAGGCCGAUCUGGCUCACGCCCAGUCGGAGCUGACGCAUGUGCGGGGUGGCGAGCUGCAGGAACUUCGCCAGCAGGCGGCCUCAUUGGAGGCCAACAAUCAGAAACUCAACCAGCAGCUUAGUCAGGCCACCAGCAGCGCCGUGCAGGCGACGGCCGCCCAAUCGGAGCAGGCCCAGGUCCAGUCCGAUGCCCUGGCCAAGAAGCACCAAGAGCUAAGUGCUCUGAGGGCACAGUACGGCUCGCUAACCGAGGCCCAGGACAAGCAGCAGGCACAAACCAGCAGCCUGCAAUCGCAGGUGCAGGAGUUGCAACAACGCGCCGAGCAGUUGGUGGCAAGGGAGAAGCAGCUGCAGCUGGAGCUGCAGGAACAGCGCGAGAAGAAUAAUGAGGUGCGUAUGAAAAAUUGGAAGUUGAUUGAAGCGUUGCAAAAUGCCGAAGCAACAGCAACCGCCAAGACGAAAACAAAUACCAAGCAAUCCGUAGGCCAACAAGAGAAGGAUCUGCAACAGCAGCAGAAGGAUCUGCAACAGCAGCAGAAGGAGCUGCAGCUGCAACAGCAAAAGUCCGUGGCGGCUGCUGCCAAUGGGGCAAGCGCCUCCGCCAAGAGCGAACAGCAGCGCAUACGCGAUCUUUACCAGCGUCUCUACCCAGAUGCGGUGAAAGCGCAAGCGGCCACGGCUCUGCAAGCCUCCUUCGAUCAGUGGCUGGAGCAGGUUUUGGCCACACACAUCAAGCAGCAGCAGCUGGAGCUGGAGAGGAGGGCUGUCCAGAACAGUAGUAAUAAGUCCACACAAUCAAACAAUAGUAGCAGUAGCAACCACAAUAGUAGCAGCACCAGCAGCAGCAUCCACAACAAUAUUAGUAGCAAUAAUAGUAGUUCGAAUAGCAAAUCCUCCUCCUCCUCCGCCGCCGCCUCCAUAGCUGAGCAGCAGCAGCUACAGCAACAGCAGCUGGAGCUGCACAAACAGAACCUGCAGCUGCGGGAAACGAACGAUAAGCUCACGCAGCUGGUCACCAAAACGACCAACACGUUGAUGGACCUGGAGGAGCGUGCACGGGAGCAGGAUGAGCAUUGGCGUGGCAUUGUUAACCAGAAGGAGCAGCAGAUUACCAAGCUGCAACAGCAUGUCUCAAAUGGCGAGCAGGACAUUUAAUGUCGCUGAGGAGGCAGGAGAAGAAGCCCUACAACGACUAUAAAUGACAAGCAACCACACACGAGUUUGUCCAAACUUCCAUAACAACAACAACAACAAACAGCAACAGCAAACAAAAUUCUAACAAUUAUAUUAAGUUGAAAGAGAGGAGCCACCACCCCAGCACACACAGAAAAUAUUAAAUGAAUGAAAGAACUUAGUACGGGAAUGCUUUAAGAACUUAUCUACAGCAAAGAAACAAAGCAAAAGUAAAUUAAUAAAACAAACAAAAAAACGACUUGUGCAAUGUUAAAGGAGAUUUAAAGAAAAAGAAGAGAAACAACGGAAAUCUUAGCCCUCCCACACAACGACAAAAUCCAUUUCUGCUGCUGCCCCACCCCAAAGUGGGAAAUUAACUAAUUAAUUACUAUUAUUAUGAUUAUUUAACCAGAAAGGCCGUAUGCGAAUGCGAAUAUUAUUUGUGUUGAACUUGCAUUUAAAACAAACAACAAAAAACGCGCUAUAAACAAUUGUAUAUGUAUAUGUAUCUUAUGUUUAAGCAAAUGAAUUUACACAAACACAAACAACAAAACUACUUAAAAGGCAAUUCUAUACAAGAAAUAAACAAAUUAUACACAACCUAUAACUAAACACUAAAUUUAUGUAUCUAUGUGUAUGAGCAUGAUGUAAAAUGUAUAUUUUUUUUCCAUGUUUUUCUUCAGUUUUAAAUUCAAUUGAAUUGUGCAGCAAAAAAAAAGCAUUGAAAACCCGCAGCAGCAUGUGGUUGGUCCAUCCCACAAAAAACAGCAAAACAUUUAAUUAAGACGUAAACUAUUUUUAUAUA
This is a messenger RNA of Drosophila guanche, 3778 nucleotides long. RefSeq lists its product as uncharacterized. The record is from RefSeq and is a predicted model, not a curated record. Lineage: Eukaryota; Metazoa; Arthropoda; Insecta; Diptera; Drosophilidae. The transcript has 7 exons. Bases 172 to 2955 code for a protein of 927 amino acids. Gene Ontology annotation, cellular component: endoplasmic reticulum membrane.